AUGUCAGAGUGUAAAUAUCAGGAUGGUUCUUGUCCAAUAAAGAAGAAUGAAAUUAUGAUUUGGGAUGUAAAUACUUCCCAGAAUUGUCAAUAUAUUUCAAUUAGAAAAUUAGAUGGAAUCAUGAAUAAUGGACUGUGGAUAAAUAGUGAAAAUCAAAUUGCUUUGAGUUUGAAUAAAAACAAUAUUGUGAGAGAUUGUAAUCUUGAUCUCUUAAUUAGUGAUGAAGGUUUUGCAGUACGUCAGUUACAAAACGAAAUACCAAGAAUUCCAACAGAAUCGAAGUUUCCUAGAUCCAUAGGAUUGACACAACAAGCACUACCAUCAACUCCUAGUCUUCAAGAAAUGAGUUCAACAUCAGAGAUUUCUAGAUCCGAAGGAUUGUCAAAUCCUCAGAAAUAUGCAGAGUCUUCGACUCCUAGAUCCGAAGGAUUGUAUCAAAAAGAAAGAGAAGAAUAUUAUAAAAGACAAAGAGAAAUCCAAAAGGAUCGAGAACUUCGUGAGCAACAAAUCCAAAUGGAUCGAAAUAGAAUCCAAAAGGAAAAAGACAAAGAAGUAAGAGAUAAAUACGAAGCUGAUCGUAAAGAAUUUGAGAAGAGAAGAGAAGAAAAAAUGAAGCAAUAUCUAGAGUUCGAAAAGAGAAAGAAGGAAAAAAUGGAAAGACAAGGAUUAUUGAAUACUACUACUACUACUUCUGUGAAUUCGAAUAAAAUCAAAGAUUCUGAAAUCCAGAGGAUUGAAACUACAAAUAGGAUCAAAAGAUCUAUAGAAGCAAAUCAAAGUUUAGAAGACACUUCUAGACCUUUUCCAUUACCUACUUAUGAAGAAUACUCAAAGAUUAAAAAUGAUUGUUCACUGCUUCCAAGUUAUGCUGAUUACCUAAGGUCUAAAGAUAAAGAAAUAAAAGAUUUCAUUCGAUCUAAGGAUGCUUGUGAUACUUUUCCAAGUUAUGAUGAAUACAGAAUGAGCAAUUCACUUUGGGGGUAG
This is a messenger RNA of Caenorhabditis briggsae, 984 nucleotides long. Lineage: Eukaryota; Metazoa; Nematoda; Chromadorea; Rhabditida; Rhabditidae. The transcript is spliced from 2 exons. The record is from RefSeq and is a predicted model, not a curated record. The coding region runs from base 1 to 984 and encodes 327 amino acids.